AGCCGAGAUGCUCCGGAACCAGUACAUAGCGGCCAUGUCCAGCAGCAUGUAGCCGGACUGUUGGAUUCAUUCACAACAAAACAAAGUCUCUGUUUUAAUUCAGGACGUUUUUAACUGUUUCUUUAAGACUUCACGUUUUUUUAUAAGCUGACACAGAAGCCACUUGUUCACCGGAGAUGGGAGUCCCGGCGUUCUUCCGCUGGCUGAGCCGCAAAUACGCAUCUAUCAUCGUUCACUGUGUGGAGGAGAAGGGUAAAGAAUGUAAUGGAGUCCGUAUUCCUGUCGAUACGACCAAGCCAAACCCCAACGAGGUGGAAUUCGACAACUUGUACUUGGACAUGAACGGGAUCAUUCACCCUUGUACACAUCCAGAGGACAAACCCGCUCCCAAAAACGAGGAUGAGAUGAUGGUCGCCAUUUUCGAGUACAUCGACCGCCUCUUCAAUAUUGUGCGGCCCAGAAGAGUUCUCUACAUGGCCAUCGACGGAGUGGCUCCGCGGGCCAAGAUGAACCAGCAGCGCUCUCGGCGGUUUCGUGCCUCCAAAGAAGGAGUGGAGCUAGUGGAGGAGAAGAAUCGCAUCAGGGAGGAGAUCAUCGAGAGAGGAGGUUAUCUUGCACCUGAGGAGAUUAAAGAGAGGUUUGACAGCAACUGCAUCACUCCAGGAACAGAGUUUAUGGACAACCUGGCUCAGUGUCUCCGAUACUACGUCGCAGACCGACUCAGCAAUGAUCCCGGAUGGAAGAACAUCACGGUCCUCCUGUCUGAUGCCAGUGUUCCUGGUGAAGGUGAACACAAGAUUAUGGACUACAUCAGAAGACAGAGAGCUCAACCAAACCACGACCCCAACACUCACCACUGUCUGUGUGGAGCUGAUGCUGACCUGAUCAUGCUGGGCCUCGCCACCCACGAGCCCAACUUCACCAUCAUCAGAGAGGAGUUUAAACCCAACAAGCCCCGCCCCUGUGCGCUCUGCAAUCAGAUAGGUCAUGAAAUCAAAGACUGUCAGGGGACGGCCAGAGAGAAACAGGGACAGCACGAUGAGUUUGCAGACACGAUGCCGAUGUCUGAGCAGGAGUUCAUAUUUAUCAGGCUGUGUGUUCUGCGGGAGUACCUCGCCAGAGAGCUGACCAUGGCCAGCCUGCCGUUUCCCUUCGACUUUGAGAGGAGCAUAGACGACUGGGUCUUCAUGUGCUUCUUCGUUGGAAAUGACUUCCUGCCGCACCUGCCGUCCUUAGAGAUCAGAGAGGGAGCGAUAGAUCGACUGGUCGGUAUCUACAAAGACGUUGUGCACAAAACUGGAGGCUACCUGACAGAGAACGGCUACGUCAACCUGGAGCGAGUUGAGCUCAUCAUGGCGGCGGUGGGCGUGGCCGAGGACAACAUCUUCAAGAAGCGCAAAGAGGACGACGAAGGCUUCAAGAGAAGAAUGAAAGAGAAAAAAAAGAGGAUGAAGAAUGAGCAGCGGGGCCCCGCCUACAUGACCUCGGGCCAGUUUGCCCCUCAGGCGCUGGGGAGACGAGACCGACCCGAGGCCGUCCAGAACGCCCGGAACCAGGCCUACGACAUGAGGAUGCAGCACAACAAGGAUGCUGCUCAGUCCCUGAAGUCCACAAUGAAGAACGGUGGCAAUACGUCUGCGGGGCCCAGCGGCGGCGCAGACAACCGGGGGGUGAAGAGGAAAGCCGAGGACAGCGACAGCGAGCCGGAGCCUGAAGACAACGUCAGGUUAUGGGAGGACGGCUGGAAGCAGAGAUACUACAAGACCAAGUUUGACGUGGACGUGUCGGAUGAGGGUUUCAGGAAGAAGGUGGUUCAGUCUUACGUGGAGGGUCUCUGCUGGGUGCUGCGCUACUACUACCAGGGCUGCGCCUCCUGGAAGUGGUACUUCCCGUUCCACUACGCUCCGUUCGCCUCCGACUUCAAAGACAUCAAAGGGAUGUUCACCGAUUUUGAGAAGGCGACCAAACCGUUCAAGCCACUGGAGCAGCUGAUGGGAGUGUUUCCUGCCGCCAGCGGCAACUUCCUGCCCGAAACCUGGAGGACCCUCAUGAGCAGUCCGGAGUCUUCCAUCAUCGACUUCUACCCCGAUGACUUCGCCAUUGAUCUCAACGGCAAGAAAUACGCCUGGCAGGGUGUGGCUUUGUUGCCCUUCGUGGAUGAACGCCGGCUGAGGGCGGCUCUGGAUGACGUCUACUGUGACCUCUCACCUGAGGAAGUGAGAAGAAACAGUCUGGGCAGCGAUGUGCUGUUUCUGGGGAAGUCUCACCCGCUCUUCGACUUCAUCCACGAACUCUACCGCACAGAAUCUCACGAGGCCACCGAUAUCCCUGCAGAGCUGUGCCACGGGAUCCUCGGCACAUUAAAUCUCGAUGACAACCCUAUUCUACCAGAUAAGGCAGUGACGUCACCCAUCCCAAUGCUACGUGACGUUGCACAGAACAAUGCGAUCGGAGUGAAGUUCAAGGAUCCCCACUAUGCAGAUGACUUUGUGUUCAAGGCGGUCCUCCUUUCUGGAGCCAAGAUGCCCAAUAAGGUCCUGAAGCCAGGGGACUGGGAGAAGGGGAACCGGGAACCAUGGAGACCCCAGCUGGGCUUCAACCAACACAGGCAGCAGGCUCACGUGGACCAGUCCGGCUUCCGGGCUCUGGGUCACAGUAUGAACAGAAACCGUGGCGGAGGACAGUACAGCAACACCCCGCCGCCGAACGCCUACCAACAAGGAAACUACCGUUCUGCACACAGCGGCGGUGGCGGCCACCAGCCCUUCCAACAUUCCAGGCAGAACAGUUUGCUGGGAGCGCCUCCCUCCUCCUACCAGCAGCCCCAGUAUCCGAGGCAGCAGCAGCAGCAGCAGCAGUACGGGGGCAGAGGAGGUCACGGUUGGGAUCGGGCCACGCAGUCGCAGCCGUCAGCGUACCAGCAGAACAUGAGCCGCGGGGCGGGAGCAGGAGCAGGAGGGGCGGCGGCGACGGGCGGCAGCUACCAGCAGCGCUACGAUAACCGCAGGGAUGACUGGCACGAUCGCCGGGACAACCGGGGACAGCAGCAUCAGAGCUACAGUACCGGCCGCGGUUACCCUCCUCCUCCUCCAUCCAGAAGAUACGACUGGAACUAAACUCAAAGUAACGUUGGACUUUGGGACUUUCAGGGCGGGCGACUAUUUGUAGGGGAGACAUGUCAUCUUUCUUUUUUUUGUUUUUAAUUUUAUUGUCUUCUUGUACAAUUAAAUGGGUUGUUUUUUUCCUUUUUAUUCUACUUACAAACAAAAAGGUGUAUUAUGUAACUUGUGAUUUUUAAGACAAAGAGCCUGUAAAACUUGUAAAAUACAAGUGUGUGUCAAUGAGGACAAAAUGUCCCGCUGUGUUUAUUUUUGAGACGAAUCUCUCCAACGUGGUUCAUGUGUUUAGAAAAAGUAACAAAAACGUGAAAUAAAAGAAUUACAGUGAU
Molecule: messenger RNA, 3448 nt
Organism: Sebastes umbrosus (honeycomb rockfish)
Lineage: Eukaryota; Metazoa; Chordata; Actinopteri; Perciformes; Sebastidae
Gene: xrn2
Product: 5'-3' exoribonuclease 2
Exons: 31
Coding region: 177-3116 (979 amino acids)
Biological process (GO): nuclear-transcribed mRNA catabolic process
Cellular component (GO): nucleus
Molecular function (GO): RNA binding; 5'-3' RNA exonuclease activity
Source: RefSeq, a predicted model, not a curated record